UAAUAAUUAAACUUCUUCAAGCUUUUCGAAUAGGAAUUUGCACCGCCGCUACUUGUUAUCAUUUAAUAUUUGUUUUUAAGGAAAGCAAUAGAGCAAAGGGCAGAACAUAUAACUUAAUAAGUCACACUAAUGGCGUUGAAAGGAAUAAGAGUAUUGGAAUUAACCGGCCUGGCACCAGGACCGUUCUGUGGUAAGGUUUUAGCCGAUUUUGGUGCAACUGUAACACGUAUUGACAGAGUGGUAGAGAAUCAUACAGAUGUCAUGCAACAUGGCAAAAGGACUUUAGCACUUGAUUUAAAACAACCCAAAGCCCAACAGCUUCUGCAAAAUAUAGUCGGCAGUUAUGAUGUGCUAAUUGAACCAUAUCGUCCCGGCACAAUGGAGAAAUUGAAAUUAGGUCCAGAUUCCCUGUGCAAGAUGCACCCAAAAUUAAUUUAUGCACGUUUAACUGGCUUCGGUCAAACAGGUCGAUUAGCAAAACGUGCUGGUCAUGAUAUCAACUAUGCAGCCAUAUCUGGUGUACUCUCAAUGUUGGGACGUUAUGGUGAAAAACCAACACCUCCUAUAAAUAUUUUGGCCGAUUUUGCAGGUGGUUCACUUAUGUGCGCUUUUGGUAUUUUGUUGGCAUUAUUAGAGCGUCAUCAUUCAGGGAAAGGUCAAAUUGUCGAUGCUGCUAUGAUUGAUGGUGCAGCUUAUGUGGCAAGUUGGCUAUUUAUGUCACGUACUUUACCCAUCUGGCUUGGCAAACGUGGUGAAAAUAUGUUAGACGGCGGAGUCUACUUUUAUGACACAUAUGAAACUAAAGAUGGGAAAUUUAUGUCAGUUGGUGCUCUGGAACCACAAUUUUUUGAAAUAUUCAAAACACGUAUUGGACUACCAGAUUUAACACAAAUCAUGACUGAUGAAGCUGAAAUUAAAGAUGUUAAGUCUAAGAUCCGAGAGGUGUUUUUGCAAAAAACUCAAGCAGAAUGGUCCGAUAUUUUUGAAGAUUUUGAUGCUUGUGUUUAUCCAGUAGUUGAAUGGGAAGAUGUGAUGAAACACGAUCACAAUAAGGAACGUGAAAGUUUUCAAAUUAUUGAUAAUACUAUAGUACCGAAGCCAGCUCCACGUCUUAGUAGAACGCCGGGAAAUGUGGAUCCAAAUUUCGAUAUAAAACAACAGUUUUCCACAGUUCUUAAAGAAUUAAAUUUAAGUAAAACAGAAUUGCAAAAAUUGAUAGAUGAGAAAAUACUAUUUUUACCACAGCAUACAGCUAAACUUUAACAUCAAUAAAUUAUGAAUCUUUAUAUAUGCAAUAAUAUAUAAUAUUAGAAUGAGCAAAAGUUAACGAUUUUUAAUAAUCCUAGAAUGUUUGGUUUAGGUAAAGCAUUAAGUUUUGAACUAUAUGUAUUACUUUAUAAAUAUAUAUUACUCUUGUUCCACUG
Molecule: messenger RNA, 1424 nt
Organism: Teleopsis dalmanni
Lineage: Eukaryota; Metazoa; Arthropoda; Insecta; Diptera; Diopsidae
Gene: Amacr
Product: alpha-methylacyl-CoA racemase
Exons: 2
Coding region: 130-1263 (377 amino acids)
Biological process (GO): bile acid metabolic process
Cellular component (GO): mitochondrion
Molecular function (GO): alpha-methylacyl-CoA racemase activity
Source: RefSeq, a predicted model, not a curated record